AUGACAUCAGAAGACGUAAUUCACAAAAAAUUACACGAUAUUCUUCUAAAGAAAAUAAGUCACAACAAAGAUCCAACCGUAGCGGCCAAUUGCGUAAAAAUUCUCCAAAAAGUAGUUGAAAACAUUCUGACGAACCCGGACGUUCCGAAAUAUCGUUCAUUGCCUUCAGACAAUGCCAGGAUAAGAAGGGACAUCCGUGAAGUCGACGGUGGACUGGAUUUUCUUUUGGCGCUAGGAUUUAGAAAAAAGGUUGUCUCGUUCAAAGAGUCUUUCACUCUCGAUAAUGACCGAAUGGAUACAACCAAGCUGAAGAUUGCGCAGACCUUAUUAAACGAGUUCGUUCAAAGGGCCGAAACGAGAAGAGAAACGGCAGAUAGAAUGAUGAUGCGAGAGAAAAUUGAAGCUCAAUUAUAUGAAAAGCGGGUUCGGCAAGAUAUAGAAGAAGAUUGGAAUAAUAGGAGAAGGAAAAGCAUGCUUGCAAGACAGAGUCAAGAGCGGAAAAAGGAGGAAGAUAAAUUACGAGAAGAGCAAGAAAGAUCAGAAAUGGAAGGACUUGUUCCUAUGAAGGAUACGGGAGAUCUACGAGGAAAGCCUUAUCGUAAUGUUUAUCGCCUUGGGACCAGUCAUGACGAUGAUUGCGAUGAUGAUAAUAAUGACGAGGAUGACAAUGAUUUUGAUAAUGAUGAUCCAGCAGCAUAUGACGAGCCAAGGCACACCUGA
Paraglomus occultum is the source of this 720-nucleotide messenger RNA. The record is from the annotation of a GenBank genome assembly. Lineage: Eukaryota; Fungi; Glomeromycota; Glomeromycetes; Paraglomerales; Paraglomeraceae.